Molecule: messenger RNA, 2560 nt
Organism: Carassius gibelio (silver crucian carp)
Lineage: Eukaryota; Metazoa; Chordata; Actinopteri; Cypriniformes; Cyprinidae
Product: free fatty acid receptor 3-like
Exons: 1
Coding region: 183-1205 (340 amino acids)
Biological process (GO): positive regulation of calcium ion transport; response to fatty acid; positive regulation of cytosolic calcium ion concentration
Cellular component (GO): plasma membrane
Molecular function (GO): bioactive lipid receptor activity
Source: RefSeq, a predicted model, not a curated record
UCUUCAUGUUUUUUUCCCCAUGCAGUUUGGAGAGUGUUCAGCACUUAAUUUGAUUCAGGAACGGCUAUUCCUACAAAUGGAAUAACGAGAGAAUACUGGCAGCCAAUGGAGAGCAUAUAAAAAGGAGGCAUAAGUUAAUUGAUCUACUGUAGGUGAGCUACGAAUCGACAAACGGAUCUGACAUGGAGCUGACUGUGUCCAGCUUCGUCUCAUUGUUGGUCUACAUCUUGACCUUCUUGCUUGGACUUCCCUGCAACCUCCUUGUACUUUUCGUGUACAUCCGUAAGGCUCGAAAACACGGUGCCACCCCCAACGUAGUCUACGCUCUUAACCUGUGCGUGGCAAACCUGGCUCUAGUGUCAUGGAUGCCAGUCAAAGUGGCCGAGACUGUGCUCCAAGGUUGGGCGCUUCCAGCUGCGGUUUGUCCAGUUUACAGCUUCUUUCUGUUCUCUUCGGUCUAUGGUAGCAGUUUGAUCCUCACAGCAGUCGUCGUUGGACGUUAUCUGAGUAUUGCCUAUCCCAUAACUUACAAACUCUACCGUCGGGCGCGUACCUCUUGCCUGGUAAGCGCCAUCUUGUGGCUCUUAGUGCUUGCACACUUGGGUUUUGCUUAUAUUGCUGAAGGAGGGGGCCAUUUUGUGUCUUUAUCAGAGGAGAAUGUCUCAGCAUGCUAUGAAAACUUCACCCAGGUGCAGUUGGAAGUGCUGGUGCCAUUACGCCUGGAGAUGGCGCUGCUACUCUUCUUGGUGCCACUUGUUUUGUCAGCAUUCUGCACACUGCGCUGCCUAGUGCUUGUCAGACACUCUGCUUUGCCCUCUGAUGGGAAAAGAAGGGUGUUAGCCAUUGCACUCUCCACUUUAGUAGUAUUUGUGGUCUGUUAUGGACCCUACAAUGUUUCCCACGUGGUGGGCUUUGUAUUGUACACUAAUGUGGAGUGGAGAAGUGAAGCCAUGCUUUCCUGCUCCUGCAAUGUAUUUCUUGAGCCAGUGGUCAUGUUAAUGCUUUCGCCGUGGACGCCGAGGGAUUUGGUGGACAAGUUGUGCCAUAAACGAAGGAAUACAUCAUAUAAGUCGUGGAAUCACUGCAACAGGGCUUCCAGGAGUCCUCAAACAACAACUCAGGCUGCGUCAAUAAUAAGCCAUGGUGAAUCUAAAGAUGACAAAUCAAAAGCAAACAAAGCUGACCCGUCUAUAAAAGAGACCUGAUUAGGGUACGACAAGACACUCAUGGAAAUACAUGAGAUGUUGACUUUGAUCAUGGAAUUUUUUAACUUCUGAGUGUGAGUCACCCAAUCAUAUUUACGGGAAGGAUAUGAGAUAAUGUUUUGGUGGUUUUUAAAGUUAUUGGAAGAGAGUGCAUGGUAACAUAAUAUUUUUAGCAGUAUGACAUUUUUCAAGACAGCUUUUUAAUCACAGCUUUCCUUUUUCACUUAUGUUUGCUUCUAUAUUACAUGAUACAAUUUUUAAUGGUUUUAACUAAACAUUAAUAAAAGUAAGUUAUUAUAAAGGCAAAAAAUGUAAACUUUAGCAGCAUCGGAUCUUUUGAAAAUGAGGGAAGAUCUAUAGUAAGACUGAAGUGGUUCUAUGGAGGCUUGAUGUAUUUCAUCAAAAUCUGGACAACAGUGUGGUACUGUUGACCCAUGUGCUUAAUAUGUACUAUUCUUUGAAACACUUAUUCUGUAAUUAUUGUUAUUUGUAAUAUAAAAUGUAUAAUGUGAAAUGUGUAAAAUGUUAACUAUGGGUGCUGUAUUGUAAAUAUAAUUAAAUUGCUCUUACAUGGUCAUUUUCCUGGUGCAGUUUUUGUGUAUGAAAAUAAUGAAUUGAUGCAGCAAGUAAUAUUUUAAAUAUUUUAGGGAUGGAACGUUGAUGAUUAUUUUACAUUAAGACAGUUAUUAUUAUUAGUCUUAGACUGCCUUGGUUUGCAUUUAUGUCUGGUUGUGUUUUACUAGUUCUCCUGUGUAUUCUACAUCAAAACUCUGAUUUAGAAAUUUUUCCUUCGUUGCGCACUUUUUGCGACAAACACACAUUACAGAAAGAUGGAUUCUCCAAAGUGAGUACGGUACCAGGAAAAUAGACCUGCCUGCAACUCCCCUUAUGAAAGGAAAAUAUAUUUACCAAUAUAUUUCUUAAAAUGAAUACAUUGAAUAAUAUAUGGAUGAUACAUAUAUUCUAUAAUAUAUUGCAAAAUAUACAAAUUAUUGCCGCUUUCAAUAUAUUGCAAUAUAUUGGAAAAAAUAAAGAUUAAAUCCCAUAUAUAAGAAUAUAUGCCUAAUAUAUUGCAUGAUAUUUUCCAUUAUACUGCAAUAUAUUUUUGUUUCAUAAGGGCCAACUGCUAUGCCUGGAACAAAAUCCAGAAUAAUGUUCCUGUGGCUGAGUGGUAGAGCAUUGCGUUGUGGUUCAAUUCCCAGGGAACACAGAUACUGAUAAAAUAAAUAAAUAAGAAUGGAUAGCCUGAAUGCACUGUAAGUCGCUUUGGAUAAAAGCAUCUGCUAAAUGCAUAAAUGUAAAUGUAAUGCAGCAAAGCCUCAAGGCCUACACCUAAUGGCUCACUUGCCCAGUGU